AGAAUGUUGCUUUGUCUGCUUGCGUGUCAAUUUUCUGGCGCAUAUCCAUGAAGACAGACUCCUCACAGUGACACCUAAUCCUCCAGACGCCAUUGCAUUCCCCCUUGGUCGUUAAAAACUACAGAGAGUCUCCAUCUUCCACUUCGUCUUCUGCCCAAACAUUCGUUGCUAAAGGGAAGAAAAGAGAAAUCCCAGAAAGCAAUCCAUGGAGGCAGUGGCUCAGUUGAAGCUAACCCUUGUGCUUUUCUUUGCUGCUGUAUGUUUGGUUCUUGUGCCUUCCACUCAUGCCAAGGAUGUCAAAUACUGCGAUAAGAAAGGUGACUAUGUUGUGAAGGUGCGGGGUGUUGAGAUAUCACCCAGCCCGGUGGUGUCAGGCAAGCCAGCCACCUUUAAAAUCUCGGCUUCAGCCGAUCAAGACAUUGAUGGUGGGAAAGUGAUCAUUGAUGUUUCUUACUUUGGGUUGCACGUCCAUACAGAAAAGAUUGAGCUUUCAGAGGAGACGCCCUGCCCUAUUGAAGCAGGCAACUUUGUCCUCUCUCACACCCAAACUUUACCUGGAUACACCCCACCUGGCUCUUACACUCUUAAGAUGACAAUGGAGGAUGAUGACAAUCAAGUGUUGGCUUGCAUUAGCUUCGGUUUCAAAAUCAGCUUUGGAUCUCUGCUGUCUGCCGUACUUGAAUGAAUAGCACAUGGGUGCUUUGAUGUUUCCUUGGUGUGUUCCAUUUAGAAUUGGAUACCCAGUCUUGUGAGUAUUUUAUGUUUAUUCUCAGACAAAAAGAAAUUAGAAAUGUAAUUGCUACUUCCAAACA
This is a messenger RNA of Corylus avellana, 812 nucleotides long. RefSeq lists its product as uncharacterized. Gene Ontology annotation, biological process: intracellular sterol transport. The record is from RefSeq and is a predicted model, not a curated record. Gene Ontology annotation, molecular function: sterol binding. NCBI's taxonomy places the organism in Eukaryota, Viridiplantae, Streptophyta, Magnoliopsida, Fagales, Betulaceae.